Molecule: messenger RNA, 1133 nt
Organism: Mangifera indica (mango)
Lineage: Eukaryota; Viridiplantae; Streptophyta; Magnoliopsida; Sapindales; Anacardiaceae
Product: zinc finger protein 2-like
Exons: 1
Coding region: 381-866 (161 amino acids)
Biological process (GO): negative regulation of abscisic acid-activated signaling pathway
Source: RefSeq, a predicted model, not a curated record
UGAGUCGAAUGCUGCCAUUAAUGGGGGCGGCAACCGUUCGAUUCCCCAUUGAUCUUUGCAACUACAUGUCUCUCUUUCUUCUUCUUCACUUUCUCUUUCUCUUAUAAUUUUUUCACUCUCUAUUUUUUGUUGCUGCAGAAACGGUGAAUUGAACCUCAAGCUGCUAGAUAAAUUAACCUUUGGUGCUUCGAGUUCCCAACAAAACUCUUCCUCUGUCUUUCGUUUUUGCUAUUAAACCUUUAGUUCAGUCUCUCAUUUCACUUGCAUUCACUGCUGCUAUAUCCUGUCUUCUCUCGUACACUUGUCCUUUCCCAUUCUUAUAGCUUUGAUUAAUUUCUUCUCUUUCUCUUUCUCUUUCUCUCUCUCUCUCUCUUUUAGCUAUGGAUUUUCCACCCAGUACUUCUCUUCAUUUGAGUCUUCCAAACAAUCAACUCAACCUCGAACUUGUUCUUGAACCAUCUUCUUCUUCUUCUUCAUCACCUCAGAGUCCAGCCGAGCCGCGAGUCUUCUCUUGCAACUAUUGCCAAAGAAAGUUCUAUAGUUCACAGGCUCUUGGGGGUCACCAGAAUGCCCACAAGCUUGAACGAACAUUGGCGAAAAAAAGCCGGGAGUUGAGCUCAGCUGUUAGGGCUCAUGGAGGGUCCAACCCAAGGCUAUCUGGGUCCGGCAUCAACGGUUCAAGCCACGUUCUACGUGUUCAUCAGCCGCCGGUAGCCGGGUUUCAACAUCAUCAGGGUCAUGUUGCAAGUUUUGGUGGAGAGAUGAAUUAUAGUUCAAGAGACGCGGUGAGUUCUUGGUCCAUGAACUAUAGAGCUGAAAAUGCUCAAGACGAGCUUAGCCCGCUUGACUUAUCAUUAAGGCUGUGAUCAGUGGCGCUUAAAUAUUCUAUUUGAAAUUGUAUUUUCAUUUCUAUGAUUAAUUAACUGAUGAAGUAUCUCAUAUGCAUAUAUUGUUUUAAUUAAGAGAAAAAAAAAAAAACGAGAGUGAUGUAUAACCCAAGUUGAUUAUUUAUUGAUCGAAGAACAAGUUCUUAGAACGAGCUCAAGGAAUUUUUUUUUUUUUGGUUCUGAUUAAGAGGUGUAUAAAUCUUUAAUUAUUAUCAGCUAAAUUUCUUCAACGUAUCAAUUUCUGCU